Messenger RNA from Rhodofomes roseus, 978 nucleotides. RefSeq names its product mitochondrial carrier. Bases 1 to 978 code for a protein of 325 amino acids. The record is from RefSeq and is a predicted model, not a curated record. Lineage: Eukaryota; Fungi; Basidiomycota; Agaricomycetes; Polyporales; Fomitopsidaceae. The transcript is spliced from 4 exons.
AUGACAUCCGCCCGGCCCCCCAUUGUUCAGGCCUUCUCAGGUGCACUCGCGAGUGCGUCGGCCAACGCCAUAACGUAUCCUCUUGAUUUAGUCGCGACGCGCGUGCAAACCACUAGGAACCCGCACCUCAAGGGUAUGUCUCGUGCCCUCAGAGUGCUGACACACGUCAUCAAGACGCAAGGGCUCUCCGGGCUGUAUGACGGCCUGUCCACCGACACUGCGUCAACAAUACUUUCAAAUUUCCUGUACUUCUACUUCUACACCGUUUUGCACGCGCUUGUCGCGCGUCGGCGAGUAUCGCGCGAUUCUACUCCACUACUCGCUACGCUCCAGAAGGCUAUCACCUCGUCCACCGCUCCCGUACUACUCGGAGUGCCAACAGAACUCGCAGUCGGCUUCGUCGCUGGCGUCGCGAGCCGAGCCGUGUCGACGCCCCUCAGCGUGCUUACCGUCCGUCUCCAGAGCAGCUCCGACGACAGCGAAGAUGAAGACGAGGAACCAGUGACUGUCGACGGUUCGGAGAAGCGUACAGGACGUCUCGGCCUGCACGAAGUAGCGCGGGGCAUCUACUCCGAACAAGGCCUCGCGGGUUUCUGGGCGGGCUUCGCCCCUACCCUCCCGCUGUGUCUCACCCCCGCGCUCACUCUACUGCUCUACCAACUCCUCCGCCGUCUCCGUCUCCCAUUCACCUCCGCGGGAAACAACCAGUCUCUGAGAGCCUUUCUAGACGGCGCAUGCGCGAACGCGCUCGCGCUGGCCGCACUGUACCCGCUCGUCCUCGCGAAGGUGCGCGUGCAGGCGUGGCGCCGCGCUGGAGGUUCGGGCACCGUGGGCAGCGCGCCGACAAUGCUGGAUGUAUGGCGCGCGGCGUGUGCGGACCCGGGGCGCGGCUGGCACGGCUUGUAUGAUGGGCUCGGGGCACAGCUCGUGAAGGGAUUUGUGUGUCAGGGCGUGACAAUGAUGGUGAAGCAGAGGUGA